AUGCUACAAAAAACAUAUAGUUGCCUGCAGCGAGUAAUUUGUUCUAUUUUCAUCGUUCCAACCAGUCCAGUGUUGGUCCAUUCAUGUUAUGUCCACCAUCACAAAGAACGUCACAAUCUGCGACUUUUUCUCGGUAUUCAACGCUCAAACAAGCAUAAAGCCAACCGGAAUACACACAUCAAUGAACGAAAAUUUUCUCGGCUUCGCGCUAAGAAGAAUUUCAAUAUCGAAUUGCCCGAUGACGAUAUAAAAACAAAGAGACAGAAGAUGAGCCCACUGGAUUUGCGACUCAUUUUGUUGAAAAAAGGAAUCAAUCCAUAUAGAGAUGUUACACCCCAGACAUGGAAAGAAUUCCAAGUGACUUUCAACUCUUGUUAUCAAGUAAUGGAUCCUUUUGUUCCGAGAGAAGAAUCUUCACCUAAUGAUCCCUACACUAUUUUUCGUAAAAAUCCGUUGAAACUGUUAGGUUUUCCUUUCCUACUACCUCCAGAAUUUCACGAAAAGAAAGAAUCUUUGGAAUACGCUCUAUUGAGAGCAGAAGAAGGACGAUUCACGGCAUAUCAACAUAAAUAUUUUAACCGCAAACACGGCAUAAAAAGAAUACGUAAAAGAAAAGGAUUUGAAAACUUCAGUAUUAAGACUUUUCCGGCUACUGCUGACGAAAUCUAUGUUGAGGCUCAUAAAGCUUUGAUGACUCGUGAUAAGAUUGCAUUACAAAAAUAUAUAACAGAAACCGCGUUUGGGAAAAUGUGGCCAGACGUGGAAAAUGGUUCAGUAGUAUGGGAAUUAAUGAAACAUAUAGAACUGUCACGCGUUGUAUCUGUUCGUUGUGCUGAUUUCCCACACCAAUCUGGAAAUGAUAUCGCUCAAAUCAUCGUUCGGAUGCAUACAAUGCAGAAAAUUGCGCUUUACGACCGUUUUGGUAGAUUGAUUCUGGGGACAGAACAUGAGGCGAAACCAGUAUUGGAAUAUGUAGUAUUCGAGAAUCACAUUGCUAGCUUUGAUGGUGUUUGGAGGCUACAUGAUAAAGUUUAUCCAGAAUGGAUCAAACCUAAACGGGAUGUGCCUAGACAAACUAAGAUAUCUCAGGAGCAUCUACGAAUCCAGAUCAGACGACCGCUCAAAUUAGGUGGUGGUCGAGAACUGUCGAUAACUGAAGAGAAGCGAUAG
Brugia malayi is the source of this 1170-nucleotide messenger RNA. RefSeq lists its product as uncharacterized. The record is from RefSeq and is a predicted model, not a curated record. Lineage: Eukaryota; Metazoa; Nematoda; Chromadorea; Rhabditida; Onchocercidae. The coding region runs from base 1 to 1170 and encodes 389 amino acids. Gene Ontology annotation, cellular component: mitochondrion. The transcript is spliced from 8 exons.